Molecule: messenger RNA, 1764 nt
Organism: Aspergillus campestris IBT 28561
Lineage: Eukaryota; Fungi; Ascomycota; Eurotiomycetes; Eurotiales; Aspergillaceae
Exons: 1
Coding region: 1-1764 (587 amino acids)
Biological process (GO): dephosphorylation
Molecular function (GO): phosphatase activity
Source: RefSeq, a predicted model, not a curated record
AUGCCUGCGCUGAGUUAUUCCCAUGCGGUCGCCAUAUUGGCGGCAUCGCAUGCGGCCCUGGUCUCCGCUCAAUCGCUUCGUGAGCAAACAUGGGGCGUCUUUGCCUACACUGUUCACGGCGACAGCGUGCCGCAAGCCCUGCCUCGUCCUCAGAUGCUGACCCCAUACGGGGCCAACGAGCUGUACGCGGCAGGGACUGCGUUCCGUGAUCGAUACGUUGCCCUCCAUGGAAGCGGUGGUCGUCCCAGCACGCGAAUUGAGGGUAUAUCGCCUUACCUCCUCAAGAGCGAAGACAUCGACGUCGUCACCACCGAUGACCAACCGGCCAUUGCGUCCGCCCAAGCAUUCAUGCAGGGCCUCUACCCGCCUCUCAACGCUUCGUUCCCCGGGAAAUACUCCGAUCCUACUUUCGACCUGGCGAACGGCUCCGCGAUGACCUUCCCGUUGGACGGAUACCAGUACCCUCGCAUUACCACGGUUAACUCGAUGGACCCGCGGUCGAUCACGGUGGACGGUCAGGCCGCUUGCCCGAUGCACCAGGCUGCCAACUCCGAGUACCUUUCCAGCCCGGACACCCAUGAACUCAUACAAGAAUCCGCCGCAUUCUACGACACGCUUUGGACCUCUGCACUGUCCGGCGCAUUCGAGGAAUCCUCCGCUAGCUACGUGAACGCGCGCGAGAUUUCAGAAUUCCUGGACUAUCAACUAGCGCAUAAUAAGACUCUGCUGCACCACAUAGGCGCCGACAGCAUUGGCCAUGCGCGGGCCUUCGCAGACCGUUACGUCCAUGACACCAACGGCAACAUCUCCACCUCGAGCGCCAUCGGCACCGCGAAAGUCCGCAGCAUCGCAGGCCGCACUCUGGCGUCCCGGAUCUUAGCCACCUUCGACACGAAUGUCCAUUUCCGCGGCACGGACGGCAUCAUGCAUCUCGUCUUUGGCGGGUAUGAGCCCGUUGUCGCCCUCACGUCGCUCCUGCAGCUUGUGUCGCCGCAGCAUGGGAAUUUCCAGUCCCGCCCUGUCCGUGGCGCGUCGAUUGUAUUCGAGCUUUACAGUCUGGAGGGUAACGACUAUCCCACGUAUCCGAAGCCCUCGGAUCUUUUUGUUCGGUUCUAUUUGCGGAACGGCACCGACGCGGAGUUCCAGUCUUACCCUCUCUUUGGGAACGGUCCCAGCAACGAGGCAAUUCCCUAUAGCGAGUUCCGGGAGGAGAUGAGCGCGUUCUCGCUGGGCUCGACGAGGGAGUGGUGUCUGCAGUGCAAUUCAGACGCUGUCUUUUGCUCUUCUGGGUCCCGUCAAGGUGGGAGUGGCUCGGAGCGUUGUGGGGGUUUACAGCCUGCUGUUGCUGGCGUGGUUGGCGGGGUCAUCACCAUUGUUGCCCUCGGCGUGUUCUUGAUCAUUGGAUUCCUGAUCCAAGGGUUCCGCAAGAAUCGCAUCCACAAUCCGAACCUGGGAGGCUUCAAGGGCAACAGCAAGAUGGCUAGUGAUUCGGAUAUUGUCUUCAAUUCCUCGGAGUUGGAUAAUGUGAAGACGGAUGACCCUCAGCAGCUGGCUAGUAAUAAUCCCUACCAUGUCAAUGGUGCUACGAUUGUCCACGGUCAUGAACGUGUGGGAAGCUGGGAGAUGGGGCAGCCGAGGACUGGUGAUGCUCCGAGUCGUACUGAGGAUCAAGCGCCGCGGGUAUCCCCGUUUGAUGAUGAGUUUAGGGAGGAGUGGCAGAACCACACUGUGUCGAAGCCGGUUGUUGCUCGGGAGAGCGUUUGA